UUGUAUUAUGUGGCUGGCAUUCAGUACGAUAGGGAAAUUGAAUUUACAAAAGAAAAAAUAACUUCCAAGAUUAUAUGUUUGAAUGAAUCUUCUAGAAGUGGAUUUUAUUUCACACCACUAAUUAACUGAUUGACAUCAUGAGCUCUAUAAAUAAUUAUGGAUAUGAACCUAACAGCAGCCAAAUAAUAUAUCAAAAUCUAGACAGCACAGACCAACAGUCUCUUAAAAAUUUAAUAACCAUAUAUAAUUAAGUUGACGAUGGAAGUGCGGGCUUUAAAGACAGAAGUGAAGGAGCUAAAGGAAGAAAACAAAAGAAAUUUGUUGAAGCUGACACAGGAAGUUAUUGCGGUCAAAUUGGAAAACAGGGGAAAACCCUCUGAAAGUCAAAGUCCACAAUUCGACCAACUACCAUUUUACCAUAAGAAGGAUCUUGACGAUUUCGAAGCACAGCUUUUACAAAAGCCAGAGUUGAUGGAGAAAUUUAAACUACUGUCUUUUUCGUGGAGGGGCACGGCAGAUAAGCCAAGCGCGGAAAAAUGUUUAGUUACAACAAUAAUAAAAAUAUUUGCCAUGAAAUGUUUCAAGUGGACGAAAAAGCCGUUAGAUCAACAAUACAAAAACAUUUCGUUUAUGCAAACGAAAGAGUAAAAAAACGACGUCUACC
Molecule: messenger RNA, 664 nt
Organism: Bactrocera tryoni
Lineage: Eukaryota; Metazoa; Arthropoda; Insecta; Diptera; Tephritidae
Exons: 4
Coding region: 259-648 (129 amino acids)
Source: RefSeq, a predicted model, not a curated record